AUGAACUCUUCCUGUUGCCUGUUCUCUGCUUAUCCGAUGCUGCCUAACCUCUCAGAGCAUCCUGCAGCCCCUUCUGCCAGCAACCGGAGCGGCAGUGGGUUCUGCGAGCAGGUCUUCAUCAAGCCGGAGGUCUUCCUGGCACUGGGCAUCGUCAGCCUGAUGGAGAACAUCCUGGUGAUCCUGGCUGUGGUCAGGAACAGCAACCUGCACUCCCCCAUGUACUUCUUUCUCUGCAGCCUGGCUGCAGCCGACAUGCUGGUGAGUGUGUCCAACUCCCUGGAGACCAUCAUGAUCGCCAUUAUCAACAGCGACUCCCUGACCUUGGAGGACCAGUUCAUCCAGCACAUGGACAACAUCUUCGACUCUAUGAUCUGCAUCUCCCUGGUGGCCUCCAUCUGCAACCUCCUGGCCAUCGCCGUGGACAGGUAUGUCACCAUCUUCUAUGCCCUUCGUUACCACAGCAUCAUGACCGUGAGGAAGGCCCUCACCCUGAUCGUGGCCAUCUGGGUCUGCUGUGGCAUCUGCGGUGUGAUGUUCAUCAUCUACUCCGAGAGCAAGAUGGUCAUCGUGUGCCUCAUCACUAUGUUCUUCGCCAUGGUGCUCCUCAUGGGCACCCUGUACAUCCACAUGUUCCUCUUUGCCAGGCUCCACGUCCAGCGCAUUGCUGCGCUGCCGCCGGCUCACGGGGUGGCCCCGCAACAGCACUCGUGCAUGAAGGGGGCUGUCACCAUCACCAUCCUGCUGGGGGUGUUCAUCUUCUGCUGGGCACCUUUCUUCCUCCACCUGGUCCUCAUCAUCACCUGCCCCACCAACCCUUACUGCAUCUGCUACACGGCCCAUUUCAACACCUACCUGGUCCUCAUCAUGUGCAACUCUGUCAUCGACCCCCUCAUCUACGCCUUCCGUAGCCUGGAGCUGCGCAAAACAUUCAAGGAGAUUCUCUGCGGCUGCAAUGGCAUGAACUUGGGCUAG
Messenger RNA from Alexandromys fortis (reed vole), 972 nucleotides. It is a transcript of the gene Mc3r, whose product is annotated as melanocortin 3 receptor. The transcript has a single exon. Bases 1 to 972 code for a protein of 323 amino acids. Gene Ontology annotation, biological process: adenylate cyclase-activating G protein-coupled receptor signaling pathway; regulation of metabolic process. Gene Ontology annotation, cellular component: cytoplasm; plasma membrane. Lineage: Eukaryota; Metazoa; Chordata; Mammalia; Rodentia; Cricetidae. The record is from RefSeq and is a predicted model, not a curated record. Gene Ontology annotation, molecular function: peptide hormone binding; melanocyte-stimulating hormone receptor activity.